Molecule: messenger RNA, 564 nt
Organism: Dibothriocephalus latus
Lineage: Eukaryota; Metazoa; Platyhelminthes; Cestoda; Diphyllobothriidea; Diphyllobothriidae
Source: the annotation of a GenBank genome assembly
AUGCUGAACCAGCUACAAACAGAUAUCGAUGGUUUAAACAACGAGCUGCAAGAACGCUAUAAGUCACUUAAAAAAUUCCUCAACCCAGAUCCCUCUUGUGAUUCUCUUAGCGAUGCCGAGAAAAAUCAAUUCUUGAACUUAAAAGUCCGGCUUCAUGAAAGUGAAAUGGCGAACCGGAUGUUAGAGUCUGAAAUUACAACACUAAGACGCAGGGCGAAUGAAUUGUCAGCCGACUUGGAAAUCAUGCGAAAACGAUCCCUUGAACAGCAGUCCAAUAUGCAAUCCAAUAACGAAGUUUCUGUCCGUUCAGAUGGCCUGCACGAACGCGAAUCAUUAAUUAGUCAGUUGGAGGAAGCCUUGCUUGAAUGUUCGCGAGUGCGGAAGGAUUUACAACUUUGCCAAGACGAAAAAGCUGACAUCCUUAGUGAAUUGCAGUCGUACAAGGAUUCGACUUGUCCCGGUAAAAGUGAAAACAAUACCUCCCCUCCCGAGAUUUCCAAGAUCAUUCGUGAUAACGAGUGCGUCUUUGGGUUGCUUUUAAAUGUGCUAACUUCGAUUUACUAG